AUGAUGCUAGACGAAUUGGUUAAUCUCGACGAAGAAAGAGUCUUGGCGUUGGACGUCUUAACGAGGCAGAAGGAUCGCAUAGCUAAAGCAUAUAACAAGAAGGUUAAAAAUCAAUCUUUUGUCACAGGGGACUACGUGUGGAAAGUUAUCCUGCCAAUGGAUAAGAAAGAUAGGGCCUACGGAAAAUGGGCCCCUAGUUGGGAAGGACCGUUUGAAGUCGAGAAAGCACUAUCUAAUAAUGCCUACGUGAUUAAAGAAUUAAGCGGUCAGCGUCAAUUUGUUACAAUAAAUGGCAAGUACCUAAAAGCGUAUAAGCCAAUGCUACAUGAAGUCAAAAUCGAAUAA
Messenger RNA from Lotus japonicus, 345 nucleotides. RefSeq lists its product as uncharacterized. The record is from RefSeq and is a predicted model, not a curated record. The transcript has a single exon. The coding region runs from base 1 to 345 and encodes 114 amino acids. Lineage: Eukaryota; Viridiplantae; Streptophyta; Magnoliopsida; Fabales; Fabaceae.